GUCACUGUCAGAAGUGACGGGGAAAGAUCUCAGCGGCGGUCUACAGGAGACAGUCCUCUGAUUCUGGUGUUCAACACGAUCAGGACAUUAUCAGUCUCUUGAUGACUCUCAGUAACUCUUAAGUGUUCUUCAGUGGUCCGAGCUUCAGCAGCUGUGUGGACACCUGUGAGCAGGCCGUCCUGCCUGUGUCUGUAUGGAUGGGAAUGGCAGCAUCAGCUGGUGGUGGGAAUCACUCACACACAACAUGGAGACACAUUGUGAUCAUUGUUUUAAUGGUCCUGCUCUUUAGUGCUCCAUCAGUAUGUGCGCAGUGUCGAAUCUUGCGAUGCAACUCAGACUUCGUGGCUGCGACUUUGGAGAGCGGUGUCAUUGGAGGAGGCAAUAAAGAGGGUGUAAAUACGGGAUACUGCAGCGCCCUGCGAUCCUACGCCCUCUGCACCCAGCGGACGGCCCGAGCCUGCAGGGGAGACCUUGCGUAUCACUCUGCUGUACAGGGCAUCGAGGACCUGCUCAUACAAUACCGCUGCCCAAAAGCAGGCCCCACGGCUCAGCCUCAGCCUCGGCCCCUGCCCCAAGCCCCUCUCUCCGGGGAUGGAUGCUUCUACGAGAAGGGUUUUAUACAGAGGGAGGGCCGGGCCCCAGAAUAUCUACACUGUGGGGUGUUUGGAGACCCGCAUAUCCGUACCUUCAACGAGGAGUUCCAGACGUGUGCAGUGCAGGGCGCCUGGCCUCUCAUAGAUAACCAGUAUCUGUACAUCCAGGCCACCAGCAGUCCCACCAGGGAGAGCUCUGACACCACCAUACUCACAGAGGUCACGGUGAUCUUCCAGAACUGGCGUGAGUGCGCUGAACAGCAGGUUUAUCAAGCAAAACUGGGCAACGUUCCUCCAGCGUUUGCGGACGGCUCUGUGACUGGCGGGGACCGCAGAGGGCAUCAGAGUCUGCGUAUUCACUCACAAGACCCAGGCCGGCAUGCUGAAAUCUGGGCUACUCAUAUUGGGACCAUGAUAAUAGUGCGGCAGGUUGGCCAGUCGCUGAGCCUGUCCGUCCGCUCUCCUCGUGCCAUCGUGGAGUCCUAUACGCCGGAACAGGACCUGCAGUUGUGUGUGUGGGGGUGUCCCAUUUCACAACGUUUAGAGAUGCUGCAUGCACAUCCAUUCGACCCCGCAUACACACACUGUUCCUCGCUGUUUCCGGGGAGAGAUGUGUAUUUCCAGGCCUGCCUGUUUGAUGUGCAGGUGACCGGGGAUGUGAACUCCAGCGCUUCAGCUGUGGCUGCGUUAGAGGACGCUCGAGCCAUGAUUUCUGACCCCGCGAGUGUUCAUUUGGUGACUGGUGGGACGGGUAAUAACUCCCCGUCAUUGCUGGUGGUUCUAGGUUUCAGUUUCCUUACAGAGACCCUCAGACACAGUUUUUUGGGGUCAGCGUGACAUCGUGAACACUACACUAAAGCAAUAUUUAAGGAUAUUUAUACUGGUGUUCAUUGUUUACAUCUCAGUGGUUUUGGAUGGUGGUGUUUUGUAAAGGCUGUCUGGAACGGCCUUUAUGUGAUGAUUUUGUGUGCGCGCGUGUGUGUUUCAGUGCUCUUGAAGUGUGUAUGUACUACACAUUUUUGGGAACACUUUUUUUAACUAAUGUUAAUAUUUUCUCAAAGAAUGAUGAAAUUUGUUCAGGAGUGUAUUUAUAAUAAAGAAAAAAAAUACAAACAAAAAA
This is a messenger RNA of Danio rerio (zebrafish), 1713 nucleotides long. It is a transcript of the gene hjv, whose product is annotated as hemojuvelin BMP co-receptor. The record is from RefSeq and is marked provisional. Gene Ontology annotation, cellular component: plasma membrane. NCBI's taxonomy places the organism in Eukaryota, Metazoa, Chordata, Actinopteri, Cypriniformes, Danionidae.